GGACUAGACGCAGGGAAACGACGCAAGGAAUCCAUUUAACCGAAGUGAGAAGGGCCCCGGGUCACUACCGGAGGGCCGAGGAGUCGAGGAGGGGAAAUUUGAGUAUUGAGAAACCUCUCCUGUCUCCCACCACCUCCACAGUGAGAACCCACAGGUAAUAAACCCACAGGUAAUAAACCCACAGGUAAUAAACCCAUUCUGGUCUGUGGGUGCAGUACCGGGCUCCGCCGCCAGGGGGCCUCUGGGCGGCGCUGCUGCUGCUCCUCCUCCCCGGGUUUGGAGGCAGGAUGGCGGCUGCAGAGGGACCAGAGCCCCGCUGUCCGGAGGAUUCUUCAGACAGCGAGCCGGAGCAGGAGCCCGGAUCCCCGCAGAAACUCAUCCGGAAAGUGUCCACGUCCGGACAGAUCCGCAGCAAGACGGUGCUGAAGGAGGGUUUCCUCCAGAAGCAGAGCAGCUCCUUCCAGCGCGGCAAGAGGCGCUACUUCAAGCUGCGAGGAAGGACCCUGUACUACGCCCAGACCCCCAAGUCGAUCAUCUUUGACGAGGUGGAUCUGACGGACGCCAGCGCGGCCGAGUCGAGCACCAAGAACGUGAACAACAGCUUCACCGUCAUCACCCCCUGCAGGAGACUCACUCUGGUUGCAGACAGCAGGAAGGAGAUGGAGGAGUGGAUGGCGGCGCUGCGCAGCGUGCAGAACACACACAACUACGAGGUCAGUGUGUGUGUGUGUGAGGGUGAGUGUGUGUGAGAGAGAGGGUGUGUGUGUGUGAGAGUGUGUGUGUGAGAGGGGGUGUGUGUGUGUGUGAGAGGGUG
This is a messenger RNA of Gymnodraco acuticeps, 814 nucleotides long. Its product is annotated as diacylglycerol kinase delta-like. The record is from RefSeq and is a predicted model, not a curated record. The transcript is spliced from 4 exons. Bases 288 to 749 code for a protein of 153 amino acids. NCBI's taxonomy places the organism in Eukaryota, Metazoa, Chordata, Actinopteri, Perciformes, Bathydraconidae.